AUGCUCGUAAACAUUUUGUCGGGCUUCGCGGUCAGCUGGCUAGUGACGUUAGUGGGAUGUCAUACGCCGGGAAGCGAACUGGAGUCGACCAGAUAUGGUCCAGCCGACGAGCGCUUCGGCAGUGACACUUACACCGUCGCGAAUAUUAACAUGACAUAUGUGGAUGAGCAUGGGACUACUAUUACUGAUACUUCAGAGGUGAGAGAGAAACAUCUCGUACUGCAAUAUUUCUCCGGAAAAUACGGCGAGGGUAUUAUACGAAAUGCGCGCGGCGUCGCCGUGCAUAUUCGUGCAAAGGGACCGGACGGUGCGCACGACCAUACGGGAUGCACGUGGCCCCUUUUGUCCACGGCGACACCGAUGAAGCCCCUGCCCACUGAGCCCUGGAUUGCCGUCAUCCGCCGAGGCAGCUGCAACUUUGAGAUCAAGGUGCAGAACGCUGUGAAGGCGAAUGCAUCGGCGGUGCUGAUAUACAACGACAGGGACACCCCAAUGCUGGAGAAAAUGAAACUAUCGAGUGACAAUGGACGAAAUAUAAGUGCAGUGUUCACAUACAAAUGGAAAGGGGCAGAAAUCACCCAGAUGGUGGAUAACGGAACCCGAGUUACGAUCGGGAUAUCCAGAGGCCGGACACUCACACACGUCAACAAUAAUAUAAAUAAGACUUCAGUGCUGUUCGUGUCGAUCUCUUUCAUAGUUCUGAUGGUGAUAUCGCUGGCGUGGCUUGUCUUCUACUACAUACAGCGGUUUAGGUACAUACACGCUAAAGACAGGCUCUCGAAACGACUGUGCUGCGCCGCCAAGAAAGCUUUAUCUAAAAUUCCUGUUAAGAGCUUAAAGACUGAGGACAGGGAGGUGCAAGGCGACGGCGAAUGUUGCGCCAUCUGUAUAGAGCCGUAUAAAGUGUCAGAAAUGAUAAGAUCUCUUCCUUGUAGACACGACUUCCACAAGAACUGCAUCGAUCCGUGGUUACUGGAACAUCGUACCUGCCCCAUGUGCAAGAUGGAUAUCCUCAAAUAUUAUGGCUUCGUGUUUACGGGCAGCCAAGAAAGUAUCCUACAGCUGGACGUUGAGGAGGCUCGCAGCCGUGCUCUUAGUCCAGCACUCUCUCCAGCUAGGAAUAGACAUCCACUCACCCUGCUAACGUCAGAUAAUUCCUACGGCGAGGCUCACAGCGAGCGUAGCAGCCGCGCUUCAUCACCAGAUCACUUAGUACCGGCGCACUCGCCGCUUCAUGAACACAGUUCUAAUAACGAGGAAUCGCCAAACGAACAACACGAAGAUUGUUCUCAAGAGGAACCGAACCCCGGUACUAGCGACGCCUGA
Leptosia nina is the source of this 1326-nucleotide messenger RNA. The record is from the annotation of a GenBank genome assembly. Lineage: Eukaryota; Metazoa; Arthropoda; Insecta; Lepidoptera; Pieridae.